Molecule: messenger RNA, 1645 nt
Organism: Ylistrum balloti
Lineage: Eukaryota; Metazoa; Mollusca; Bivalvia; Pectinida; Pectinidae
Product: neuronal acetylcholine receptor subunit alpha-5-like
Exons: 8
Coding region: 18-1514 (498 amino acids)
Biological process (GO): nervous system process; chemical synaptic transmission; signal transduction
Cellular component (GO): postsynaptic membrane; synapse; neuron projection
Molecular function (GO): transmembrane signaling receptor activity; acetylcholine-gated monoatomic cation-selective channel activity
Source: RefSeq, a predicted model, not a curated record
AUUUCGGACAGUUGGAUAUGUGUUGUUGGAUUCCGGAUACUGUCAUUAUUCUGUCAGCACUUUUCUUAGCAGUUAUUGAUGUGGCUGAUUUGUCGCCAGAAAAGCGCCUGAUAAAAACCCUGUUAGCCGAUUAUGAGGAGCGCGGGAAAAUGGGUCGCCCGGUGGAGCAUUUUAACGAUACUCUCGUGGUCAAUUACGGCCUCAGCCUCAUACAGAUACUGGACCUAGAUGAGCGCAACCAGGUCCUAAGUACCAACGUCUGGGCUACUUACACUUGGAGGGAUAUCUACAUGCAAUGGGACCCGGAGAAGUACAGCAACAUCACCAAGAUCCGCGUGCCCAGCGGCAGUAUCUGGCAACCCGACAUAAAGCUGUACAAUUAUGCGGACGAACGGAGGGAGGAGAAGCGAGACGCAUUAUUCGUGGUGGAAUCGGACGGUUCGGUACUCUGGAUCCCACAAGCUAUUUUCAAAAGCUCUUGUGCAAUAGACAUAAUGCAUUUCCCCUUUGAUGUACAGAUAUGCAAGAUGAAGUUUGGUUCCUGGACGUAUGAUGGCAGUAAGAUCGACCUGUCGUUUGUGUACACGACAGAAUCUGGCUUCGAUAUGACUGAUUAUGUCAAAAGUAAUGAAUGGGACAUUAAAACGUCCUACUCCAAAAAGAACGUUAUCCGCUAUGCAUGUUGUCCAGAGCCUUACGUCGACCUGACAUUCAUGCUGGAGAUCCGACGGAAGCCCGCCUUCUACAACUACAUACUCAUUCUGCCGUGUAUUCUGCUCUCCUCCCUUACAUUGGUGCUCUUCUGGCUUCCUCCAGAGUCCCCGGCCAAAAUGCAGUUAGGUAUGAACAUAUUCGUGGCGUUCUUUGUGCUGCUGUUGUUAUUGGCGGAGUCUACGCCACCAGCCGCUUCCUCCAUCCCCCUCAUUGGUGCUUACUACUGUUUGAACAUGGUCUUGAUCACGCUAUCCACCUUCUUGUCUGUCAUCGUGGUGAACCUCUACUUCCGGGGCUCACGUACCGAGGUCCCCCGCAUUAUUAAAAAGGUGUUCGUGGAGAUUUUAGCGUGUUUAAUGUGUAUGAAAGAGCAGAUUCGAGAAAAACCCAAGUUGAAAAAUCAGGGCCAAGUGAUAAAUAAAGACAAAAAUUGCAAAUAUGACAAAGUGGGUUACUUUGAGAUGCAGACAGAAGAGAGUUGGAAAUGCCUUUCAAAUGGUACGUCCAGUUUGAAUAAUGACCCCGAAUCUCAACCACAGACGGCACUGCAAAGUACGAUCAGUGGUCUGGAAGCGGACGUGCGCGAAAUCAAGGUGCAUCUGCGGCAGCUAUUCGAACGUACUGUACAGCGGGAACUGAAGGAGAAGACCGCCAAGGAAUGGAGGGUCGUCGCUCUCGUCCUCGACAGACUCUUCUUCUUCGUCUACCUAACGGCCAUUGUUGUGUCAAUUAUAACGACAAUGUAUAACAUCCAAACCGGAGGGACAGAGCACAUCCGGAGUGUACACAAUAUAAACUGACUGGUCCUUGGUUGUGGAUAUCGAUGGUGAUGGGCAUUUUCGCGAUCUAGGUGGUGACAGGAAUGUGCAUGUAGCUUUGGUGAUGAGGACAUAUAAUUUCGUUUCUUUAGAUAGAAAUAUGACUUGUGAGU